Messenger RNA from Peromyscus maniculatus bairdii (prairie deer mouse), 2795 nucleotides. RefSeq names its product TraB domain containing (gene Trabd). NCBI's taxonomy places the organism in Eukaryota, Metazoa, Chordata, Mammalia, Rodentia, Cricetidae. The record is from RefSeq and is a predicted model, not a curated record.
CUCGACGGCGCGCGCGCGCGGGAGGGCGCGGGCUGCAGGUGGGGGACUGCGGAGAGCAGGGGCACGCAUCCCACCGGGUCAGGCUGACCCAGGACGGGGGGAGAGAUCUCGGUUCUCGGGCUCGCGAGUCCCACAGACAACCCGGACGCUCAGCAGCGCUCCGCUGGCUCUGGGACGUCAAGAGCUUCUCGAGAAGUGGGGGCAGCCGCCUCCGGGCUGCCGUGCGCCCCGAGCGGAGGCGCUGCAGGUUCGCCGGUCUUGUGAGACUCUGCUGUCUGUCCCGGGGCCUCCCUCUCUUGCCUCCCUAAGAAGGCUGGUCUUGCGGUGGCCGUGAACCUGUGGGCAGGAUGCCAGCAGGGCUCUGGCAGAGUGGACAGCCACCAAGAGCCUGCAGGCCCCGACAGGGCAUCUCCAGGUGGACAGAAACGAGGUCCCGGGAGGGCCGGCUAGGCUUCUUCACCUCGGGCAUCCUACAUCAGUCAGGAAGCUGCUGUCCAGUCAUGGAGGGAGAGGAGAAGCCAGCUCAAGAGGCUGAUAUGGAACCCGUGGUGACAUCAGGGGCCUCGGAAGCAGUGCCAAGGGUGCUUUCUGGAGACCCUCAAAACAUCUCUGAUGUGGACGCCUUCAACUUGCUCCUGGAGAUGAAGCUGAAGAGACGGCGUGAGCGGCCCAACCUUCCACGCACUGUGACCCAGCUGGUGGCCGAGGAUGGGAGCAAGGUGUAUGUGGUGGGCACUGCUCACUUCAGUGACGACAGCAAGCGGGAUGUAGUGAAGACUAUCCGGGAGGUGCAGCCGGAUGUGGUCGUUGUGGAACUCUGCCAGUACCGUGUGUCCAUGCUGAAGAUGGACGAGAGAACGCUGCUACGAGAGGCCAAGGAGGUCAGCCUGGAGAAGCUCCAACAGGCUGUCAGGCAGAAUGGGCUCAUGUCUGGACUCAUGCAGAUGUUGCUGCUGAAGGUGUCUGCCCACAUCACUGAGCAGCUGGGCAUGGCCCCUGGUGGCGAGUUCAGGGAAGCCUUCAAGGAGGCUAGCAAGGUACCGUUCUGCAAAUUCCACCUGGGUGACCGGCCCAUCCCCGUCACCUUUAAGAGGGCCAUUGCUGCACUCUCCUUCUGGCAGAAGGUCAAGCUGGCCUGGGGCCUGUGCUUCCUGUCAGACCCAAUCAGCAAAGACGAUGUGGAGCGCUGCAAGCAGAAGGACCUAUUGGAGCAGAUGAUGGCAGAGAUGAUCGGGGAGUUCCCUGACUUGCACCGAACCAUUGUCUCAGAGCGUGAUGUCUAUUUGACUUACAUGCUGCGGCAGGCUGCACGGCGCCUUGAGCUUCCCCGCGCCUCCGAUGCUGAGCCCAGGAAGUGCGUCCCAUCUGUGGUUGUGGGUGUUGUUGGCAUGGGUCAUGUGCCUGGCAUUGAGAAGAACUGGAGCACCGACCUCAACAUCCAGGAGAUCAUGACAGUUCCCCCUCCGUCCAUCUCGGGCAGAGUGUCCCGGCUGGCCGUGAAGGCUGCCUUCUUUGGCCUGCUGGGCUACAGUCUGUACUGGAUGGGCCGUCGAACCAUGAACCUGGUCCUAUCACUGCCUGCUGCGCAGUUCUGCCUCCAGAGGGUGAGCGAGGCUCGGCCAGGCCGGUAGGAGGACCAUGCAAAGGAGAGACCACACCCAGGGGCUCUUCUCCUCUGCAUCACAUCUGGUGCUCCCGAGGAGCUGGCAUCACCUGUCCAGAGAUGUCCCUGGGUGCAGAUACAUCCAAGCCACCCCCUAUGGGGGCCUAGGCCAGGCUUAUCCCACCUUCCCCAUGCCCAGCCCACCCAAAUAAAGAAUAUUUAACUGUCUGAGCUCAGGCUUCCCAGCAGCCCCAUACACACACUGUAGGGGCCACCCAUGGGCGUCAGGGCCGUCCACAGUGUCAGGACCCAGCGGCCUAAUUCCAAAAGGGCCAGAAGCUGAGGGAAGGCACUGAGGUGCCCCACACCUAACCCCAGGGUGGGCCUGGCAAGCUGUUGCUCUACCUACCUCACUGUGCCUUGUGCUCUGGCCGGCAGGAGCAUCUGGCCCCGAGUGCAUCUCACUGUGGGUUUGGGGCCGGCAAGUUUGGGGAGCUGGGUGUCCAUGCAGCUCUUUCCUGUAGGUGUGUAGGCCUUUGGCUGGCCUAGACAUGCAUGUGGCGUUGCCAGCUGUAUCUCUACCUGCAGAGAGUCUGUGGUUUGGUUUUUUGUUUUUUUAAUGUCAAAAAGUUUUUUACUCAGGUAAUUUUGACGUCAAAGAAAAAACAAACUGAAGCAAAUAUCAGGAAAUACAAGCCUUAAAUCCAGCGAGGACAAAGAAGUCUUUUUAUUUGUAUUCGUGUGCCCCGAGUGGGCAGUGUAUGUCAGAGAGUCAGAUGGGGGUCCAGGGCAGCCCCUGCUCGACUCUACUACAGCUCAGUGUGGCGUUGGGCUGCCUCAAGUAUCAGCCUGCUUCCCUGGCUGCCCUUGGUGCUGGGAGGGGCUUGACCUGAUUCCUGUGCACUAGGUGGGAUGCCCAAACUGGACAGUAGUGGACACACUAUGGGCCACAAACCUAAGGCCAUGGUUGGCUUGUGCACGCCAGCCAUUCAUGUGUACAGGCUGUGGCUCCUGACAUACUGCACAGCCUGGCAAGACCAAGACCACUCUGAAUAUCCUUGUGUUGACUGCCAAAUCAGGUGAAACACUGAGCGGGGCAGGGGAUACAGGGCUGGUUGGGCUGUGUACUUCUGUCUCACACUCGUGGAUUCAUUCCCUAGAAAGAGAAAUAAAUUUUAAUUUUGGAAGCUCC